Gekko japonicus is the source of this 8588-nucleotide messenger RNA. RefSeq names its product pleckstrin homology and RhoGEF domain containing G4 (gene PLEKHG4). The record is from RefSeq and is a predicted model, not a curated record. Lineage: Eukaryota; Metazoa; Chordata; Lepidosauria; Squamata; Gekkonidae. Gene Ontology annotation, molecular function: guanyl-nucleotide exchange factor activity. Bases 1 to 6396 code for a protein of 2131 amino acids. The transcript is spliced from 25 exons.
AUGUCGAUAUCCUACAACUCGGAUUCGGCAGACCUCGAACUCGAUGUUCCGCACAUCGAAGAUGAGCUUCAGCCCUCGGGGUCUAUUUCACCUACUGAAGGCCCGAAAGCGUAUCUGGAACUUCCAGACGUGAAAUUCCGCAUUGAGGAUCUCCCCUUCGAUGGCGAAGGUCUCUUCCACUCUACCACUGAUGAAGCCUUAAAGGCUGUUGAUGAUAGUCGGAAGCAGGCACAGAACCUCAGUGUCUCGGCAUCGGCACCUCGAUGCCAGUUCUGUUCGUGGAAACUAUAUUAUGCCAGACGUGCCAUCGAGGUCGUCCCGGAAGCGCAACAAACUCUAGGCUUCUACUCCAAGUAUUUCCUCGAUUCCCAGUCCCUGGACGGCUGUAUCCAGAGCACACUCUCGGCGCUCUACCCUCCCUUCGAGGUCACAGCGGCUACGGUGCUGUGUCAGGUCUUUGAUGUGGUGGAGAAGACCUACCGAGGGGACGGCCUGCGCUACCUCAUCGACUUCCUGAUUCCGACCAAGCACAUCUUGCAGUGUGUCCAGCAGGAUGCCUGUGUACAGUAUUGUGGUUUCUUGUUCCGGCAUGAGGGCUGGCCCCUGUGCAUCCACGAGAAGAUCGUAGUCCAGCUCGCCUCCCUUGACUGGCGGACCUUGAAGCCGGGCGACUUUUACCUCCAGGUGGUGCCUUACCUGAAAAAGUCCCCACGAAUCAUCGUCAAGUGCUUGGCUAAGGACAGGCAUAAUGUGGAGGAACUCGUGGUCCCCGAAGUCUCCUACACCUCCAUCUUCACCAUAGAAUGGCUGGACUGCAUCAACAGAGAGCGGAUGGGAGCUGCUCUAGAAAACUGCUUACUAGCCACAGAUGAUAAAAUAUUCCGAGUGCCCUGGGAAAAAAUAGUCAAUCCAGAAUUUAUUGACAAACCGAAAGCUAUGGAAAGUGACUUACACUCUGACCCAGUGACCGAAGGUUGCCCUGCUCUCAGCUUUUCCGAGGAGUUGCUCCAAAGCAUCUCUCCUGAGAUGGCACCCCAGACUUCUCAUGGGUCACAUUUACUCGGAAGCAACUCGGUCACGACUGCAACAGCAGAGGAAAAGACAGCUGGCAACAGUGAACGUGGGAGCCUCGUGCUCGACGAGGACUCCGAAAGCGACCUGGAAGGAGAAUAUGUGGAACUUGCUGCUGUUUCCCUGCCUCGAUUGGGGCCCCCAAUGGGUUCCUUGACCCAAUCAAUCUCUCUCAGUUAUUGCACUAAGCCCCAGCCAAGAGCAAAGAGCCAAUCAGCAGCCCAUCAGGUCAGCAGCAAUCGCUUACAGAAUGGGGUAUGUUUAGCACUUACGUUGAUGCCGCACAGCCAGUUGGAUGCAACAAGGACUCCUGACACCCAGGUGGGCGAUGCUGGGAUUUGUUUGGAGAACUGUCCUGCCACUGGAAGUGAACCCUUGCUACUGAAAAUUGCAGAGGGACCCGAGAGGAAUCCAACCUCUGGGUUUCCCGGUGUUGCCUCUGCAGUCACUGGCACUCAGGAACCUUCCCAAGGGAAGCGACAAGCUCCCCCAGAGCACGAGCUUGACUGGAGAUAUGCCAUGUGCAGCUACACAGAUGACGAGGACCCUGAAUGGAAGCCUCCGACUGCAGGAGAGACCCUUGAAAGAACAGACAUGGCUUGGGGGAACACGGCAGGGGAGGACAAUGGUGGAGGGGAGUCCAAGCGCUACCUUGGGGUGUCUGGCACAGAGGUGACCCUGGGAGGAAGCAGGGAGGGCAGCGUGCUUGCUGGGGAGAAUCAACCUGCAGGACAAUCGAGGCUGUGCUGCCGUUGCAAGGAUGACUCCGGCAGCCCCCAGCCCAGGGUGCUAGAAAAUGCUUUUCUCCAGCCUGUAACAAACCUGUUACCACCGGGGCCUGUCUCUGACGCGAAGGCAGCAGACAGUCCCCCCUUGCAGGAACCAUCAUCUGGGGUCAAUCGUUCUGAACGGCUGGUGAGGGUCCCUCUUCCUGACAGUCAGGCGGAAGAAAUGAGCCCACAGCAAAUAGUUCCAUUAUCAAAGCUGGGCAGGGGCGGUGGUGGGGAGGGAGAGCCCCAAGGGAUGGCUCAUCGGGGUCUUGUGGAACAGGAGAAGCAGAACGGUUGCGGAGACUGCGCGUCUUUCGAAGGGCAGACAGGGAGGUGUCUGUUCUCAGAAGGAGGGCAGGAGGAUGUGCGUGCUCCUCAACAGCAAGCAGAGGAUGCUUUGCAACUUAGCCUGACUGUAGCAACACCGGGAAGGCCAGUAGCUCAGCAGCAGGAGAACAGCAGCAGUCCUCCAGCAGAGACUGAUGUGCACACCCAUGGCUUCCCAGCCACUGUUAACAAGGAAGGGCCUGAAACAUGUUGGAUGGACCGUCUGAGCGGGCGAAACCCCCUGCUGUCGGAAACCUCCAGGGAAGUCUGUGAGUUGGAAGGUUUGACAGGCCAGAGAGAGGAAAGCGGUGAAAAUGGUUCAGGAAGAGAAGAGCCAUGCAGGUGGACCCUCCCAGAAGCUGGGUGUCAGUCUGCCCCCCUCGAAACUCCUGAACAGCUGGAUCCCAUUGAGCCUGAUGCUGAGGACACCACAUCAUCCCUCUCAGCAUCAGUGGCAGAUGAGUCCCCAGGCAGCACCAGGCAUGGAAGCUCAGGUGUGGUGAACCAGGAUGCCGCUUCCAAGGCGUUGCUUGUCAGAGAGACUUCAUUCAAAUGGGCAGAACAAAUCAAUGGAUCAGGUGGAAACACUGGCCUGGGGUCCAUGAAUCCCAGCUGCACCUGGGAAGAAGGUGCCAUGAAGGCCCCAUCCUUUCCAUCCGGCAGGAAUCUGGAAACGGCCCCCAUGACCGUGAAGGAUGUGAAUCUGGAGGUGCUGCAGAGUGGAGUCGCCUGCCUGCCAGGCACAAGAGACAAGUCCGGGCACGCUGUGAUCAUAAUCACAAUGAGGAAUACAGUUUGGCUGAACCCACACUGCAAUGCCAGUGAGCUGACACGCCUCCUCCUGUAUUUGCGCAGCACUCUCAGGCCUGAGUGCCAGAGUCUGGGCCUAACCAUUCUGGUUGAUGCUCGGCGAUGUUCUCCGGUACCAGCCCUCUUUAAAGCCUUGGCUGUACUGCAGGAUGCUGUCCCUCACUGCAUCCACACUGUCCUUUUGCUCGUUGAGAAAGACGUCACCUUCCGGACAGAGAGACCAGCUUCUCUGCAGGUGGAGCUUCUGACCUCCAUGAAAUCCCUCCACAAGCACAUUGACAGCGCAAAGCUGCCCCUGGAAUUUGACGGAGCCCUUCCUUAUUGCCACCAGGACUGGCUCCGCUUUCGCAUGCGUCUGGAGCAUCUGCUGCAAGGGUGCCAAGGCGCAUCCACUUUCCUUGCGGGGGCCCUGCAGGCCGUGGAGUCCAGUGGAUUACCAGACAAAGCGGAGGAGGCGGAUGCUUUGUUAAAGCACUACAGGCAGUUAAUGAAGACGGUUCUUGAGGACUCGCGGCUGGUCCGAUUGCAGCUGGAGGGUGGGGCGCUGCUGGCCCGCUUGAGGAAGGAGGAGUCCUGUGUUACUCUGACCGAGGACUACAGAGAUGCGCUGGAGGCAGCCAUUGCACUUUACAACCAGGUGGACGAAGGGAUCCACCAGCUGGUGAAGAUUUCCAACAAGCGAAUCCAGGCCCUGGAGCUGGUGAUGGACUUUGAGGCCUUUGAAGAGUGCUUCCGAGAGGUCAGCAGCUGGAUUGAGAAUGUUGGCCAGAGGCGGCUGGCAGAGCUGAGCGAGAUGGAUGAUUCUUUGGAGGUCCUGCUUCGAGCACAGAAGCAGUGCCAGGAUUUUGAGCUGGUUGCUAAUGAAUACUGCCAAAGGGGACGGGAAGCUCUGCAGAAGAUGGGCAGGUGGGAAGACUUUUCUUUGACCGAGCUGCAUGCAGCGUAUGGAGUCAAACUGCAGAUGUGGAGGAACCAGCUACAGGGAUUCUGCAGCCAACUGGAGGCCAGCAGGAGCCGGAUCGACCAGACCGCCAAACUCUAUGAAUUCUUUGACCAGGCAUACGAGUGGGCACUGGAAGGGAUGCGACAGCUCGCCAGCAUCAGCAUGGAGGACUGCAGCUCCCGGGAGCACUGCUCAGCAGCCCUCAGAUGCCUGGAGAGCUACAAGGAGCAGCACCCAGAGCUGGGCAAGGCCAGGUUCCAGGAGGCAAAGGAGCUGGCGUGUCAGCUGCGGAGCAGCAAUGGCCUGAAGCAGUGGCAGUUUGCGUGGUCCAAGUGCCAGGAGACCAAGCUGGCCUUCGAGAUGAAGCUCGAGGCUGCCCUGAGGACCAAGAGGUCUCUGUGUCCAGAGGGAGAGUGGGGCUUGCCCGGCCAGGAGGGCAGGCUGCCCUCGGAGGGGGCCGCUUGGGGGCUGGUCGCUGGCGUGGCUUCAAGUGUGCCUCACUGCCAGGGGAGGCCCAGGCAGCCUUCUGGGGGGGACAAGGAGAAUCCCGCAGGCCAGCGAGAGGGUGUUGGAGCUGGGGAGCGGAUUGUACUGCAAACCGCCACUCCUGAGGCUCCAAGGCCACCCCACUGCACAUGGGAUGAGAAGUCGGCCCUCGAGAGCAUUGUGGAAGCCCUGGGCGCCUCGCCUUCCUGCCCUUCCACCCCAGCCUCCAGGCAGCCGUUUCCCAAAAGAAUCCUGAGGAAGGCCCAGAGUUUCGACCUGGCCUGCGCCGAGAGCCUACGCUCCAGCUGCCAGCGGGCUCUGAGUGAGCCGGCCCGCUACGGCAACACGGGGGUCUUCAUCAGAGGGCUGGAAGUCAGCAGCACCGAGCUGGUGGACUGGCCUGGUGCAGCCCGGCAGCACCUCGGCCCAGCCAACUGGACUGCAGGCUGCGAGCAAGAGGAGCAGAGGAGCAGUGCGUCUGUGCCAGAGGCCAACAAGAGCUGGGGCAGCAAACUGCGGCACAUCAUCGACGAGAUGGUGACAACGGAGCAGGAGUAUGUCCGGUCCCUGCGCUACAUCAUUGAGAGCUACUUCCCCGAGAUGGAGCGUGUGGACCUGCCUCAGGACCUGAGGGGGAAGCGAAGCGUCAUCUUUGGGAACCUGGAGAAGCUCUAUGACUUCCACAGCCAGUACUUCCUGCGGGAGCUGGAGAGCUGCUGCAACCACCCUCUGCGCGUCAGCCACUGCUUCCUGAGACAUAAAGACCAGUUUGGAAUGUACGCACUGUACAGCAAAAACAAGCCCAAGUCCGACGCACUCCUGGCGAGCCGCGGAAACACUUUCUUCAAGUUCAAGCAGAUGCAGCUUGGGGACAAGAUGGACCUGGCUUCUUACCUCCUGAAGCCAAUCCAGCGCAGAAGCAUGUAUGCCCUCCUGCUGAAGGACCUCAUUAAGCAGUGUGGGGAGGCGCAGGAACAGGAGUUGGUCUACCUGCGGGCUGCCGAGGAGAUGGUGCGCUUCCAGCUGCGGCACGGCAAUGACCUCUUGGCUAUGGACGCCAUUCGAAACUGCGACGUGAACCUCAAGGAGCAGGGGCAGCUGGUGCGCCAGGAUGAGUUCAGUGUCAACCUGGGGCGCAGGAAGUGCCAACGCCAUGUCUUCCUCUUUGAGGACCUGAUCCUCUUCAGCAAGCCCAAGAGGAUCGAGGGAGGACUCGACGUCUACAUCUACAAGCGCUCCUUCAAGACAGCAGACAUUGGGCUGACGGAGAACUCUGGUGAAAGCGGCCUGCGCUUUGAGAUCUGGUUUAGGCGACGGAAAUCGAGUGACACGUACAUCCUGCAGGCCAGCAGCCCAGAGACCAAGCAGUCCUGGACCAGUGACAUCACCAAGAUCCUGUGGGAACAGGCAACCCGCAAUAAAGAAAUCCGCAUGCAGGAGAUGGUGUCCAUGGGUGUGGGCAACAAACCUUUCCUGGACAUCAAGCCGAGCGAAGCUGCCAUCCACGACCGUGCCAUCGAUUACAUUAUGAAAGGCAGGGGAGCAAGGACCCGGGCUUCCAUCGCCGUGUCGCUGUUUGACCACACCAAUCCCUACAAGCGAUCACCAGCCCCUCUGCCUGCCGGUGGCCCUUCUUCCUGCUCAGUGCUCGGGCCCCUCAACCUGCACAUGUACCUGGAUCAGGCCCUGCUGCCAAGCAUGCUGAGUGCCAGCCGGCCCUUCGACGCUGAUGCUUGCAUUGAGGAGGACGAGAUGGAGAAUGAGACCAGCAGCCAGCCUUCAAUGACAACAGAGAGCUCCGAGUCCUCCCACUACAUGUCUGGCAGUGGCUCCAGCAGUUCGGACAGCGGCUGUGUCUCUGGCAUUCCUCGGGACAGUUUCUGUGAAGACCCGGGUUCUCCGCUUUCCAUUCCCACAGGUUCUUCCUUGGCCUCCCCCCUGGAGGAGAAAAGCUGUUUCCCCAAAAGCCAGUAUGUUUCAGCGGUUUGAAUGCCAGUUUCCGUUGACGUUUUGGAGGAGCCCGGAAGAAGGAACUUCCCUACAGUGCUCCGGAGGCCACAACAGUAGCUAGGGAGAUCAGUGUCUCUACAGGCCCACAACUGACCAGACAUGACAAAGACCCCCUUUUUAGAGUAGUGCCACCCAAUACAGUUGAAGAGUGGGCCAAGACUGCCACCUCAGGGGACAGACCUGGCUUGUUCCACGGAGUCUACUGCAGUCAGAUCCGAGCCACCGUGUUUCCUUCUGUUAGCGCAUCAGAAAGCAAUAUGGCGGCUGGACCUGGGGAACUGGAAGCAGCAGUAAGCAACAGCGAAAUGGGGGUGGUGGUGGGAGGGGUCAGGGGUUCCGUGGCAGAACACAGAGGACUGGUGGGCCAGGGGUGAUCCUGUUUAGAUGAAUGGCCAACAAUCUGCACCAACGGACUGGAGAGAUCAGAGGCAUCAAGAAACUGUUUACUACUCGUUUUUGUUUUCAGUUGACCGGAGUUUUGUUCUGCAACCUGCACAUUUCUAACCCUUUUUUUCAAAGGGUAGAAGGAAGCAAAGUUAUUUAUUGGGGGGGGGAUGCCCUCUCUUGGGGUGAACCUUCUUAUCCAGGCCUGUUCUCUUUGUUUAAUUUUGCCUGGUGCUGAGAUAAUUUAUUGCCUUUUCUUCCUAUGAAUUCAUAUGCAAAAUCCCCAGGAGCCUCAGUGCCAAGUUGUGCUCUUCAUGUAGUUGCCCCCAAAAUAGCACUCUGUCUCUGAUGGGCAGAAAAGGGUUUCCAUCAGUGAGAAGCUCAACCAGCUACUUGGGCGGCAGCAGAGAGCUGGAGAAGCACUCGAGGGGGUAGGGCCCAAGACUGGCCUGAUCUAUAUUGACAGCAGAAUAAGACAGGAGUGUCCUUUGGGGGCAUGAAGACUGCCCUAGAGACUCUAGGGGAGGGACCAUGUUUUUCAGGGUUUUUUUCUCAUUUAACAACAACCUCGACGCAAAAAGAAAACAUGCCUAGCAAAGAGCAAGCUGGGCUAACACCUAUCUCCAUGAUUUGCUAGUUUUCAGCUUGCAAGGCAUUCCUCCCCCCAACCCAAGGAGGGAAACCAUUCAGGACUGUCAUUUCCUCACCUGCAUUUGGGAGUUGCUCAAACCACUCCGGCACCUUCCUUUGGCUGCUCCUGUGCUGGAGGUGUCUGUUCAUCAUCGUUGUCCUGUGCAGUCCCACAUGGGAACUGCACAGGCGCACAGGCCAACCACCAGAAGAUUUCUUAGCUAGCCUUCUGAGAGAGCAGGAGGAGCCAACUGGAGCCGUUGGAGCCGUUUUCCUGCCCAGCGGUCACGUGCUGCAGGGAUGGUCUCUGCACUCUCCCUCAGUUCUCCAACUCUGGCUCUCAGUCACCAAGAGAGUAACACAAAGGCUCUGGGUGGGAGGAUGAAGGGGAAGCACGGGCAAGGCUCACAGGGGGUAGGGAAGAGUUCAGAGGGGUGUUCCAGCCAGUGCUGUUCAGGCAUAAAUUGUUGCUGAUAGAAGCGCCUCUGGCAAUUGGUUGUCUCUGCCGGUCUAGUUGAGAAAGGGCUGGUGAGCGCCAUUUGCAAAGCAUCCAAGGGGCCCCCUUUGAGCUGUCAGCAAGGGCUGCAGCAUCUCUCAGCACUGUAGGUGUUUGCCUGUCACACCUGACUCAAGGAUGCCAUCACAUCCUGGCUAAUGUUAUGGUUCUGCUCCCUAACCUCUUGCUUCAAGGCCUUGAAUGCACUUCUGUUACCCCUUGCGCAUUAAUCAGACUCCAUUUUCAUUCUGAAAAUCCAAGUGCUGUAAAUAUGACUCUUAUUUUAUACAUUUAUUUAAUAAGCUGGAUUUUUUCCAGCCUUCUCUUUUUUGAUUCUAAGAAUGGAGUUACAGAACCUUUUGCCAUUUUGGGUAGAAUACUGUCUGAAAAGCACCUGGAUUUAGAUGCUUCCAAAUUUAGAUGCUUCCAAACUCUUGAUUAAUCUAACCUUUGCUUUUAAAAAGGAAGAGAGGUGAGCAGAAAACUGGAGGAAGUAUGAAAGAAAUUUCACAUUAACCAUUUUCUGACCAAUAUCUGGUCAGAAAACAAGUAAGACAAGUUCUUUCAUUGCUGGGGAGAAAUGCCUUAAUGUCCUGCUAACAUCUAUGUUGUUUUUAAGAUUUGACUGAAUUACUUAAUAAAAGUUAUUUCUUCCAGUGCA